Messenger RNA from Oppiella nova, 498 nucleotides. Lineage: Eukaryota; Metazoa; Arthropoda; Arachnida; Sarcoptiformes; Oppiidae. The record is from the annotation of a GenBank genome assembly.
CCGAAACCGCCGCAACUCCAGAACCAACAGCUCUACCAACAGAUGCGCCACAAGAAGCACUUCCCGUCCUCUUCGCAGCCGCUCGCGCCGUUCAACAAGUCGGCGGCAAUGAACGUGAAACUGCCGAUUGGAACGCAUUUGUAUCGCGUGGCCACCGGACCCAACGGCCACUCCAUGAUCGUCAAAGACAAGUCCAUCAAACCCAAGGUCGCGCCCAAUGCGCGCAAAUCCAUUCACAACGGCGUCUCCAAGACGGCGAACGGCGUUCCCUCCGUUGGCCUUCCCUUCUAUAAACCGGCGCCCAUCGCUCCCAUCGGACCCAUGAAACACACGCCGCAAGAGUUGGAGCGACAGUUGCGCCGAUUUCUGCGACCGUCGGAAAAGGCGCGCAAACGGCGCGGAUAUCGCGAGUGGAUGGAGCGGAAGCGCGCCGCCGUUUCGGCCCUUCUCUCGCCCUACGAGUGCCUCAAUCGCGUCCUCUCCUACCUUACAGUUCAA